ACUUCCGCCCCUGGAGUGUUUGUUUAUCUCCUGUCCUACCCUCCACCUCGGUCCGCCCAGCUCUAGUUGUGCGCAGUCUCCUGGAUUUGUUUGCCGUCUCCAUGGCAACCCGGUAGCUAGCGUCUGAAAAUGGAGACCGCCGAGUCUACUGAGGAGUCGCGAUCUUUAGAUGCACAGCCCAGCUCCGAAGGACUUCAGAGCACUUCAGAACCUAUCCUUUCUUCGAGCGGCAGUCCUAGGUCUCCCCGCAGGUCCGGGGCCGUAACUGCCCCAGAUGUAUUAUGUGGGUCGGCUCGUAGGCCGUAUCCUGUGCUCACAGAGCACUCUUCCGACAGCCUUCUCGAGGCUACCUGCCCUGGAUCCCGUCAGAUAGGCCAUGGGAGGUUUGGCUAUCAGCCUCUGUAUGUUUCUUAUGUACCUCGGAAACCCUGUGCCACAGACCACAGUUCAACCCCUGCGCCUACCUCUUCUUAUCCUUGCUGUAGCUCUGAUCACAGCUCUGGUCCUUGCUCGGGCUCGGGCUCCGGUCCUACAUCUGGACCUGCUCCUGCCCCCGAACCCGCUCCUGCUCCUGCCCCUGAGCCUGCUCCUGCCCCUAAGCCUGCUGACUCUGAACCUAAGGUCAGCGCCAGCAUUCCUCAAUGGUUCAGAAGCAUCCCACCAGAUCUGCUCCCUUGGAGUCAGUACUGCUACUAUGAGCCAUACCAACAACCCUGGGAACCUCUGCAAGUCGGAGAACCUGGAGUCCGAGGGCCAUGGAAACCCCCAGGGGUUGAAAGGAAACCUGAGCUCUGUAAAAUACUGCCGCGUGGCCAGUGUCUCCUUUACAACUGGGAGGAAGAGAGAGCCACCAACCACUUGGAUCAAAUCCCAAGACUGCAGGAUGGUUCUGAAAGUUACUUCUUCCGACACGGACACCAGGGACUGCUGAGCACGCAAUUCCAGUCACCCAUGCCUUCUAGCACCAUCCAGAAAGACUCAUACAGGCCCCCAAGAUAUGUCUGUCAGCCACUUCGAGGGGAGCGGGAAGCUAGGCUGGAGAGGCUCCUGCACCACCAGAUCUGUAAAGAGGUCCAGGCAGAGCAAGAGCCUUCCAGGAUGCUCUUUGAAGCCAAGUCAGUGACACACGGUGACUACAGAGCAAAGCUGGUACAAACAGGGCCUCCAGCCCCCACAAAGCCUCAUGAUUACCGCCAGGAACAGCCUGAAACGUUCUGGCUACAGAGAGCACCACAGCUACAGGGUGUCAGUAACAUCAGGACCCUGGACACACCGUUCCGGAAGAACUGCAGCUUCUCAACACCAGUGCCCUUGUCUCUGGGGCAGCCUUUGCCUUAUGAACUUGAUAAUUUCCCCCACCAAACGGGGGCAAUGUCUUCCCUUGCCUGUCAGGGAGGAGGGCAGGGGUAUGGAGGGGCGAGGACACCUCCAGCCUAAGGGUUGAGGAGGGAGGCAGACAUGGGAUUUGGAAUCUAUUUCUGCUUAUACUGCAGGGGUAGGUGUGGGAGGAGUUAAUUCUCUGUGCUUGCUGAGGGGUUCACAUAAAGCAUUCUCCUCCUGAA
Messenger RNA from Mesocricetus auratus (golden hamster), 1562 nucleotides. RefSeq names its product sperm associated antigen 8 (gene Spag8). Bases 130 to 1437 code for a protein of 435 amino acids. The record is from RefSeq and is a predicted model, not a curated record. Lineage: Eukaryota; Metazoa; Chordata; Mammalia; Rodentia; Cricetidae. Gene Ontology annotation, molecular function: microtubule binding. The transcript is spliced from 7 exons. Gene Ontology annotation, biological process: positive regulation of transcription by RNA polymerase II. Gene Ontology annotation, cellular component: cytoplasm; nucleus.